AUGUCUAAGCAACAAAAUCACAAAGCUCGUACAAUAGAAUAUUGGGCUGGAAAAAAACUUCAAAAUACAUCAUCGGAUCUUUUUCUUGAUCGACCUCGACCAGGAAAUACUCUUUUUUCAGGUCCAAAUGCUCUAUGUAUUCAACAAUAUCCUAUUCGAGAUUUAAUUGGAGAUAUUGGAGAAGGACAAGCAUCAACACUUCGUUCACUUGAUCUUGGAUAUUUGACAAGAGGAUAUACAAUUGAUGCACCACUUCGUCGUUGUGCAUAUCCUGGUGAAAUUGGUUGGACAGUAACAUAUUUUCAUCGAUCUUUAAAACCAACUAAAUCAAAUAUAAUAUGGAAGAAUUAA
This is a messenger RNA of Rotaria sordida, 351 nucleotides long. The record is from the annotation of a GenBank genome assembly. Lineage: Eukaryota; Metazoa; Rotifera; Eurotatoria; Philodinida; Philodinidae.